GACAAAGCAGGCCGCGCCGGUCACACGCAGGACACACACACACACACACACACACACACACACACACACACACACACACACACGUUGCGUAGUUUUUGCGUGCGUGCGUGUGCGUGGGGGAAAGGCCGUACCGGAAAGUACGGCGCGGCGGACUUGCUUCGGAAGACGGAAAAACCCCUGGCUGCUGAUCAAUUCGAGGUAUGCACCGGUUCGGACAAGUUUGCGUCUCUGUCGCGCUCGCGCUCGCUCUCUGUCGGUAGUGGAGGUGGUGGUGUUGUUAUUGUUUUUGUGAUUGCGCUUUGUGAUUGACCAAUUCGUGCCCGCCCUCCCACGGAAGGAGCGAAGAAAGCGACAUCGUGAGCAUCGGAGAAGAAAGAUCGCCGAAUCGGUCGGUGGCUAGCAAAUGAGCGAGAUAGCUUGGCGCGAUAAUAUUCAAGGUGAUAUCUCAUGCGCACAGGUACCCAAGCCUCCGAGCUCCAAAGCGGUCCCACGCCGCACAACAGCAGGAGUGGUGCGUCGCAUCGAGAAGCUCUACGAGCUGCUGCUGGGAACUUUUAAAAACAUGCGUUUGACACACACCUCCUCAGUCGAAUGAGCAAAGCUCGGUGAGACAGUUCGUGCGCGGCGCGCUAGUGCAACCGUUUUUUUGCAGUGCGUGCUCGGGAAGACGCGCACCGGGGAUUGUCCCGCAUCGCUUCAUGUGUGUGUUUGUGCGUUUGUGUGUGUGAAGCGGCCAAACAGAUCGUAACGACGUUUUAACGUGUACAGCAAUUAGCUUCAACUACAGACACGUUCGUCCGUACGAAUUCAUAUGCGUCGCGUCAUAUUACUGUAGUGUCUCUACAGGUACGGUGCUGUAGGAACCGGUGUUAGUGCCUAGUGAUCGCACCAAUCCAUACGAAGGUGUGUGCCAUUUCUACCCAGGGGAGGUGGAAAUACUAACACACACAACGGGGAAGAGUGAGAGAGAUAGAUCACCUCUCGCACACAGAAACGCGGAAAGGCCACCCCGCGAAGGCGCGACUGUGUUGUUAUAAAAGUGGCUAACCUGCACGACAGCGUGCUCACAGUGACCGGAAGCACAUCAGCCAGCGAAUCUACCCGGGUACCCGCCAGCAGUACGUGAAGAUUCGUGUCAACAUGCAAUCAACGGGCGUGGUAGGAGUGGCGACACUGUCGUUGCUGAUCGUUGCGUUCUGUCAAAUUGUAGUUGCACAGUUCCACCAGUGCACUGGCGGCGAGACCUGCAUCAACAUCAACGAGUGUCCACGGUUCGGUCCAUACUACCACGAGCCUGCCAAAUGGUCCGAUAGCUUGCGGAACGAAUUCCGGUCGAAGGUGUGCAAGCGUGAGCAGAGCAAUGGCAAGAAUCUGUACAAGGUGUGCUGCAAGCGGGCAGCCACAGGCAACAAGAACAACCGUGAGCGCGGACUGGCCACGCUCGAUCUGGAGGGGUGCGGCGCGUACUCGGAGGAUCGGAUCGCGUUCGGCCAGGACGCCAGGCUAUUCCAGUAUCCCUGGAUGGCGUUGCUGAAACAAAGGGCCGGCAACUUCGUCUGUGGCGGUACGCUGAUCAACGAACGCUACGUCCUGACCGCUGCCCACUGUAUCAAGAACAACGAUAUGUAAAUCGAGCACGACCCCCGUUGCAGACGGUCGCCUAGGCAGAUCCGGUACAAUAAACUGUUUUUUUUUUUUAACAGUACCACGGUACGGUUGGGCGAGUUCGAUCUGAGCACACCGAUUGACUGUGACAAGCGAGGGGAGCAGUGUGCCCCGCCACCCCAAGACCUUUUCGUUGAGCAGACGAUCGUGCACGAAGCGUACAGUGCGCGGCGUAAGGAGAACGACAUUGGGCUGAUCCGGUUGGCAAAAGAGGCGGAGUACAAUGACAAUGUGCUGCCAAUCUGUCUGCCCGUGACGCCGGCAAUGCGCACCACGCAGACGACCUACUUCGUGGCCGGCUGGGGUGCGACUGAGUCGGCCCCCUCAUCAAAUCGGCUCCAGUUUACCAAACUCAGCCUGUUGUCCAAUGAUCAGUGUGUGCAGAAGCUGCUACGGGUGGACUCGUUCGCCAAGGUAAACAAUGAUCAGAUGUGUGCGAUCGGGGCCAAUCUGACUGACAACUGUACCGGCGAUUCGGGCGGCCCGCUCAAAACAAUCAGUAUAAACGCACGCUAUGUACAGUACGGUGUGGUGUCGUACGGGCUGCGCACUUGCGGCAAGCAGAGUGCACCGGGCGUGUACACGCGGGUCGAGAACUAUGCCGAUUGGAUACUGGAGCAUCUGGAAAAGUGAGGGUGAGAGAGAUUGGUAAAAAGAUAAAAAGAGAGAAAGAGAGAGAGAGAGAGAGA
This is a messenger RNA of Anopheles gambiae (African malaria mosquito), 2354 nucleotides long. RefSeq names its product phenoloxidase-activating factor 3. Gene Ontology annotation, molecular function: serine-type endopeptidase activity. Gene Ontology annotation, biological process: proteolysis. The record is from RefSeq and is a predicted model, not a curated record. Lineage: Eukaryota; Metazoa; Arthropoda; Insecta; Diptera; Culicidae.